Messenger RNA from Juglans microcarpa x Juglans regia, 705 nucleotides. RefSeq lists its product as uncharacterized. The coding region runs from base 1 to 705 and encodes 234 amino acids. The record is from RefSeq and is a predicted model, not a curated record. The transcript has a single exon. NCBI's taxonomy places the organism in Eukaryota, Viridiplantae, Streptophyta, Magnoliopsida, Fagales, Juglandaceae.
AUGGAGGAUUUUAAUGAGUUUAUUGAGAGUUGUGGCCUAAUUGAUAUGAAAUCGGAUGGAAGUAAAUUUUCUUGGUGCAAUGGUCAGGGGGGUUUGGUGAGAAGUUGGUCAAAAUUGGAUCGAAGCUUGGUGAAUUCUUUGGCAGUGGAGCUGUUUCCUGAUGCUAUAGUGCACUAUUUGCCAAGGACGACCUCAGACCAUGCUCCGUUGAUGAUUCAUUUGAAACCUGUUGCCUUGCAUUAUGGUCCAUCGGCCUUUAAAUUUCAACAAAUGUGGGUUUCACAUGUGGAAUUUAAGAAGGUGGUGAUUGAUACCUGGAAUGGGUCUUCGGGCGAGAUGGGUUUAUUUGGCUUAGCUGGAAAACUAAAAAGAAUGAAGGUUGUUCUUAAGGACUGGAAUGUUAGGGUCUUUGGCAAAAUGGAUGCCCAUAUUUCAGAGCUGGAACAGCGAAUUGAAAGCCUAGAAAUUCAGCUCCAAAACAUGUUUUCAGAAGAGAUUGAGUUAGACAUGUUAGUUGCUCGGGAGGAGUUGGCAUUUUGGACUCAAUGUGAGGAAACUAGGUUGUCGCAACAGGUGAAAUUAACUUGGAUAGCGAAGGGCAAAGCUUCAGCACAAUUCUUUAAAGCGUUUGGCUCUAUGUCUAAAACGAUGGUUCAUGAAAUGCGUCUUCAGAAUGGUGUUUAUCUAAGGAAUCCAUUUGGGUGA